AUGGACAGGAGUUGGAUGUCUAUUAAGAACUACCUAGACCCCAAGUAUUUAGAUGGAGUUGAUGAAUUUAUUAAGUUUGCUUUUCUAGGCAAGGAUCCUAAUUGUAAACUGCCAUGUCCUUGCAAAGUAUGCAAUAAUUUUGAGGAUCAAACUAAGGAAGUCAUGGCCAAUCACUUGUGUCGAGGAAUUGUUGAUAGUUAUACUAGGUGGAUAUAUCAUGGCGAAGGGUUUGAAUCUGAUGAUGAGAAUGAUGACAUAGAAAUAAAUGACAACGAUAGUGACUUUGACAGUAUGGAGGAGCUGUUAAAUGAUGUAGGAGUUGCUAACUUUGGUGAGAGUUGGAGACAUUCACCGGAACUUGAUACGGGUGCUUGUACCGAGAAAGAAGGAGAAGCAAGUAGGUUUCUCAGAUUAUUAUCGGAGGCUGAAAAAUCUCUAUACCCGGGCUGUGAAAAGUAUUCAAAACUCUCGUUUAUUGUCCAUAUCCUCCACUUGAAAACAAUGAAUCGGUGGACUUGUAAAUCUACUGAUAUGUUGCUGAAGUUCUUGCAUCAAGUAUUUCCUACAGCUUUGAUUCCCAGUUCAUAUUACGAGGCAAAAAAUUUCAUCCGUGAGUUGGGGCUGAAGUGUGAAAAGAUCCACGCCUGUGAAAAUGAUUGCGCACUCUUUUGGAAUGAAAAUAAAGGCCUUGAUCAUUGUCCAAAUGAAAAAUGUAAAGCACCGCGGUAUAAAUCUCCAAAUUCCAAAAUACCUAGAAAGGUGUUGCGUUAUUUUCCAUUAAAACCAAGGCUGCAAAGACUGUUUGUGAACAAAGAGAUUGCUCGGGAUAUGAGGUGGCAUAAGGAGAGACGUGUAGAUAAUGAGAACAUGAUGCGACACCCUGCUGAUUCAUUAGCUUGGAAGGAUUUUGAUAGAAAUCACAAGUCCUUCGCUGAAGAUCCUAGAAAUGUGAGGCUAGGACUUGCUAGUGAUGGCUUUAAUCCCUUUGGAACCAUGAGCAAUUCAUACAGUAUAUGGCCUGUUAUCCUUGUUCCUUACAAUCUACCUCCUUGGAAAUGCUUAAAAGAUCCAUUUUUUUUCCUAUCAAUGAUUAUUCCUGGUCCCAAAGCACCUGGAAAUGACAUUGACAUAUUCUUUAGACCACUAGUUGAUGAGUUAAAAGAGUUAUUUGCCACUGGUGUGGAGACAUAUGAUGCCUUCAGGGAGGAGAAGUUCAUGUUACGUGCAGCACUUUUGUGGACAAUAAACGAUUUUCCAGCAUAUGGCUAUUUGUCGGGAUGGAGUACAAAAGGGUACAAGGCAUGUCCUGUGUGCUUAGAUGAGACGACUAGUCUAUAUCUUAAUAAUGGUCACAAAUGUUGUUACAUGGGCCAUCGCCGUUUUCUACCUAUUGAUCAUAAAUGGCGUCGAGAAAAAAAGCAAUUUAAUGGAGAAAGAGAACAUAGACAGCCUCCUAGGACCCAAUCAGGUGAGGAAGUCCUCCAACAACUUCUUCGUAUUGAGCAAGUUGAGUUUGGCAAGGCACCUGAUUUGCUGCAACAGAAGAAAAGAAAACGCGUGCAGAACAGUUCAAAUUGGAAGAAGAUGAGCAUAUUCUUUGAACUUCCAUAUUGGAGUACCAAUAAAAUUAGACAUAAUUUGGAUAUUAUGCACAUUGUCAAGAAUGUAUGUGAAUCUUUGGUAGGUACAUUAAUGAAUAUCCCUUCGAGAACUAAGGACACAUGGCAGGCUAGGGAGGAUUUAAAAGAAAUGGGAUUAAGGGAAGAGUUGCAUCUACAACCGGGAGGUGGCGCAUCUAAAGUUAUGCCACCUGCAUGUUACACUUUAUCACGCCUAGAGAAAAAGAAUUUCUGCCAGUUUUUGAGCACUAUCAAGUUCCCGGAUGGCUUUGCUUCAAACAUUCCUCGGUGUGUGAAGACCAAGGAGUGUCAACAGUAG
Molecule: messenger RNA, 1938 nt
Organism: Coffea eugenioides
Lineage: Eukaryota; Viridiplantae; Streptophyta; Magnoliopsida; Gentianales; Rubiaceae
Exons: 1
Coding region: 1-1938 (645 amino acids)
Source: RefSeq, a predicted model, not a curated record